AACUCCCGUCGUGCCCCGCGGCCGCUCCGCCCGCCCCCGCCGCCAUGGGGGCCGCCGUCUUCUUCGGGUGCGCGGGCAUCGCCUUCGGCCCCGCGCUCGCCCUCGUGCUGCUGACGGUGGCGGCGGAACCGCUGCGGGUCAUCAUCCUGGUGGCAGGAGCGUUUUUCUGGCUGGUGUCCCUGCUCCUGGCCUCUCUCAUCUGGUUCAUUUCGGUCCAUCUCAGCGACCAGGGCAAUGCCAGGCUUCAGUACGGCCUCCUCAUCUUCGGGGCCGCUGUCUCCGUCCUGCUGCAGGAGGCUUUCCGAUUUGCCUACUUCAAGCUGCUGAAGAAAGCGGAUGAAGGCCUGGCGACGAUCAGCGAGGACGGCCGGUCGCCCAUCUCUCUCAAGCAGAUGGCGUACGUGUCAGGUCUGUCCUUCGGCAUCAUCAGCGGCGUGUUCUCAGUCAUUAAUAUCCUGGCAGACUCCAUCGGGCCGGGCAUCGUCGGGAUCCACGGGGACUCACCGUACUACUUCAUCACCUCGGCAUUCCUCACCAUGGCCGUCGUUUUGCUCCACACCUUCUGGGGAGUGAUCUUCUUCGACGCAUGCGAAAGACGCCGCUACUGGUGCUUGGGGCUGGUUGUCGCCAGUCACCUCGUGACGUCGGGGCUGACAUUCCUGAACCCCUGGUAUGUGGCCAGCCUGGUCCCCAUUUACAUCAUCACCAUCUGUAUGGGCGUCUGGGCCUUCUUCACAGCCGGGGGCUCCUUCCACAACAUCCUCAAGUGCCUCUCCUGCAAGCAGGAGGAUGACAGCAGAGUGAUGAUGUACUCAGCACUGCAGGUGCCUUUUGAGGACUGAGCAGCGAUGGCAGCCCUGCCCGCCCGCACCGCCUCGAUACCCAAGUGCCCUGUUUUUGGCAGCUGGGAGGUCUCGGUGCUGCCUUCACUUACGCUGAGGCUGCGGUGCUCCAAGCGGUGCCAGGGCAGCCCGGGGAAGGUUUGCUCCUCCAGAGCUCCUGAAUGGCUCCGCUGGGUUCAGCUGAGCCCCGGUGCAGCCGCUCCCCACUGAACAGCCCCCUCGCCCACCCUGACCUGGAGCUGUGGCACAAUCUCUGCUCCGAGCCCCAUCCCUUCCCUGCUGCCCACUCUGGGCACCUUUUGGGGCAGUUUCUGUCUGGUGCCGUGCUGUAGCCUCGUGGGCACCUCAGGCCGUAGCGCUCCCAUUAGCUUCGUUAGUGACUUUCCGUUAGACUUCUCUUACAGGGUAUCUCUGCAGGGCAAGCGCUGGGAGAAGAUCUGGGUGCCCCUGGGGCUGCUGCGGUGCCCCCCAGGCAUGGGAGAGGACCCCUCCUCCCUCACCUUCCCCAGCACGAGGGGCUCUGGGCCGUGACUCUGGGACCACCCCCCCUCCUCAGUGUUCAAUCCUGGCUGUGCAGCCCACGCUCCCAUUCCCCUUUCGUUUUUGGGGCAUGGAGCCCCCCCAUAGCCAGCAAGGGCUGGGGGCUGCUCUGCCCUCCCCAGCUUGCUGCUCUCCCAUUCUUUUUUGGGGUUUUGUUUUGUUUCAUUUUUUUUUUCCAAGUGUCUGGGAGCUGCUCCGUGGCCGGGGGAGGGAAUGAGUCUGUUAAAUUAUUUUUUUGAUUCAGAGUAAAACCCUUUUAAUAGUGA
Messenger RNA from Numida meleagris (helmeted guineafowl), 1648 nucleotides. It is a transcript of the gene APH1A, whose product is annotated as aph-1 homolog A, gamma-secretase subunit. The transcript is spliced from 7 exons. Bases 45 to 842 code for a protein of 265 amino acids. Gene Ontology annotation, cellular component: gamma-secretase complex; membrane; endoplasmic reticulum. The record is from RefSeq and is a predicted model, not a curated record. Gene Ontology annotation, biological process: positive regulation of catalytic activity; Notch receptor processing; Notch signaling pathway. Gene Ontology annotation, molecular function: protein-macromolecule adaptor activity. Lineage: Eukaryota; Metazoa; Chordata; Aves; Galliformes; Numididae.